Messenger RNA from Cladocopium goreaui, 2886 nucleotides. The record is from the annotation of a GenBank genome assembly. NCBI's taxonomy places the organism in Eukaryota, Dinophyceae, Suessiales, Symbiodiniaceae.
AUGGCGGACGCGGCUCCUCUUAAGCUCUGCAAAGGCUGCGGAUUUUCCUACGAGGAAGGACAAGGCAGGAGAAACUUGGGCACUACCUCGGACAUGGCUGACUGGAGCCAGGCUGAAACCUAUGAGUUCUUCCGUGCCGUGCAGCAACCGCAACAGGGUCGCCUGAAGUGGAGCACUAUUCGGUCCGCUUGGAUUAAGAAAAAUACAGAGGCGAAGAUUCGCAAAUUUUCUUCCACGGUUGAGAAGCAGCCCUUGCCUAAGUCGGUCUGGCAGCAGCGUGGGUGGCAUGAGUCGGUUAUCGAUCGCUUCGAACCUAAGUGGUCCGACGAGUAUGGCACAUAUGUACACGAACUGCCGAUCGCCACGCUGCGGUGGGAGGAAGCCCAUGAGGCUGUGGAGACUAAGGUCUUGGAACAAGAAAAGGCAGCAUCGAAGAAGAAGGGAAGCAAGAGCAAUGCAGACCAAGAGUUACAUGUUCCCGAGAUGGAGCAGGCAACAAAGUCAGAAGGGAAGGAAAAGAAGGCCCAAGCGGCUCAGCAGAAGAAAGUUGUGAGUAGUAACGUGAAGAUUGCAGCCAUGGCUGCCAGAGCCAUGGGCUCACUCUGUGCUGCUGAGACUUCUCUGGGCAAGCUCUUGGCCAAGGCUGACGGCGUGGAUGCGUUGGAGCCCCAAUCGUUGCAAUUAUGUCAAGACUCCAUGGAGAAAGUGAAGACUUGGGGUGCUGCAGCGCGCGCCGCUGUGAACGCCCAAGAGGCAAACAAGUCUCUCGGUUCAGACGUGGAGCAGGCGUCUCUGAUUCCGCUACCAUUCGACCACGCUGAUCUGAAGGUGUUGCUGCAGCAAAGUGCAGCUGGGCAGAAGGCUCUGAAGGAUUCGUUUCCGAAGAAGGAGCCGCGUCCGAAGGCUGCGGCCAAGGCAGCAGUCAAGCAGCCCGCGGGGGGCGAGGGAGGAGAUACGGAGGUGCAGCCGGCCAAGAGCCGCGAAGUGGACAUGUCGCGCGAUGGGCAAAAAGAAAGCAAUGGACAGGCUACGUGCCGCGCGCAGCACUUGAAAUAUCCAGAGGCGGGGGCACUUCUACGAGAAGUGACGUUGCAGGAGUCCAAGCUGGUCGUCUAUGUUAACACAUUGCCAGACCUCAUUCAGGAAAAGACGAAUAGAUGCGCUUUGUUUGCGCACAUGUUGGCAGAAGCGAUCAGGACGAAUGGGAAUAUGCUAACGCUGCUCAUUUUUUCUGACGAAGCGAACCCAGGGAACAUAUUGGCGGCGCGUCAUCCGCGCAAAAGCAACCUGGUGUACUUCACCUUCUGGGAAUUUCCAUUGCUUCAUGUCCAAAGUCUGUGGCUGCCAUUGUCCUUGAUCAGAUCGAACGAAGUUUCUGAUGCUGGCAGUUCCUUCGCCGAGACGACAAGGGGGAUCGUGGAACAUGUCUUCGACGAGGUGGUUGAUGGCUUUGCCGUUUCAAUCAAAGGCCAUGCCGAAAUGUUAUUCAUUCGGGAAGUCAUUCUGUUGAAUGAUCACGAAGGUAUGCGAUCGAUCAGUGGCAGCAAAGGUGCUGCUGGCGCAAAUCCUUGCGCACAUUGUGUGAAUGUUUUGUCAAAUGGCAGAUCGUGUCCAAGGAGUUACGUCACCAUCCAAGAGAUGGACGCAAGCAAGUUCAUGCGGCAAACGGAUGCCGGGGUUCUCGAUAUCCGGCGUCACUUUGAUGGAUGUGCAACCAAGCAAAGUCUCUCUCAGGCAGAGGUUGCUCUGGGUUGGAAUGCCCGUGAGUUACGGCGUUCCAUUUUUGCCUCCGAGAAGCUGAAGCCAUGGAUUUCCUUGGACGGCCUCCUGGUCGACACCAUGCACCAGUACUACUCACAUGGACUCAUCGCGCAAGAGCUUGGAUUGUGGUUUGGUCGCUACCGUUCAGCUGGCUUCUCGUUGUCUGUGCUGCAAAAAUAUUUCACCAUUGGCUGGAAGACGACGAAGGACUCACUCGUGAGUCCAGCGCAAUGUUGCACAGAACAUCUCUUUCGAGAGGAUAGUGAUUUUCGUGGUGACGCGUCUGCUUGUGCCAUUGCUUUGCCGCUUGUCUGGGCCUUUAGUCAGGAAAUCUUGCAUCAGCAUGAAAAGAUGCAGGAAGCCAUUGUAUCAUUGGAUGCAUUAUAUGCUGUAACAAAGUGCCUUCAGAGAAUGAAAUGGAAUCCAGCCGAGGGGAAGUGUCUAGUAUCUCUGCAGCAAGCGCAUAUGACCGCUUUUCAAGCCGCGUAUGACGCGGCAUUGACACGUCCGAAAGCUCAUUACGCUCUACAUGUUUGGAGGCAAGUCCUCCGUUGGGGUCGGCACGCAGAUUGCUUCGUUGGGGAACGCAAACACCGCAUCUUCAAGAGCCAAGUUGCUCCCAAGAUGACAAAUUUGAAUACAUUCAGCAAGAGUUGCUUGUUGCAGUUGACCCAAAUGGAGCUGCUGGACGCUGAAGACAUGGAGGCGUACACAGGCCGUCUUCUGGGAAAGCUACGUGCUGACCCUGCUUGCGCCCAAGUGGUUGGCCUGCCCAAGGAUUCAAAAUUUUCAACGGAAAUUGAAUAUCACUGCGUCAAAUAUGCGAAAAACAACUUUUUGAUCCUCUCCAAUGACUGCUGUGUCAAAGUGCAAGGUGCUGUCAGCAACGAUGUCAGUAUGUUCUUGCUCGCUGCAGAUGAGUUCACCAAAGGCUGUCCUGUAGGCUGCUAUCCUCCAAACACCUUAGCACCGCACAUGCAGGCCCUCCGGACGCCCUGCGGGCUCUUAUACUGGGCCGGCACGGAGGCGGCGGAGAGGUGUCAGGGUUUCAUGGAAGGCGCCGUGGACGCUGCACAGCGCGUGGUGAAGGAAGUGUCGCAGUCCUUAGCUGCGUCGAAACUCUAG